This is a messenger RNA of Vanessa tameamea, 1786 nucleotides long. Its product is annotated as esterase FE4-like. The coding region runs from base 7 to 1581 and encodes 524 amino acids. Lineage: Eukaryota; Metazoa; Arthropoda; Insecta; Lepidoptera; Nymphalidae. The record is from RefSeq and is a predicted model, not a curated record. The transcript has 3 exons.
UUUCAGAUGCCUCAAGUCAAAAUUCCUCAAGGUGUACUUAAAGGCAAGGUUUGCUCUACUUAUAAUGGCAAAAAGUUCUACAGUUUCGAAGGUAUACCGUAUGCGAAACCGCCUGUUGGUGAUCUUCGCUUCAAGGAUCCACUAGAGCAUGAUGGCUGGUCAGGUAUAUGGGACGCUACUAAACCAGGCAAUAAGUGCCCCCAAGUCAACCCCAUGGGUAAGGGAACUAUGGAGGGGUGUGAGGACUGUCUGUACUUAAACAUUUACACUCCAAUGAUGCCAACUGAGGAUAUAAAAAAACUUCCGGUGUUAUUUUUCAUUCACGGUGGCAGGUUGACAUUAGGCUACGGUGAUUACUAUAGACCGGAUUAUUUCAUUCAAAACGACAUUAUAUUAGUAACGAUCAAUUAUAGAUUAGGUAUAUUCGGUUUUUUGUGCCUCGAAACACCGGAAGUUCCGGGUAACGCUGGCUUAAAGGAUACAGUCGUGGCUUUAAAAUGGGUUAAGAGUAACAUAAAAAACUUUAACGGCGAUGACGAUAACAUUACUGUUUUCGGCGAAAGCGCGGGAGCGGCUAUCGGUACGUCGUAUUUGACGUGCAAAAUGGCGGAUGGGUUUUUUAAUAAAGUGAUCUCUCAAUCUGGUUCGUCGAUAUCAGAUUUGUAUAUUAUAGGUGACGAUCCGAUACACAGAGCGAGUGUGGUUGCGUCGUUUUUAGGACAGAAUACAAGAAAUAAGAGUGAACUUUAUGAUCUCUUCUCAAAAGCAUCGGCUGAGGAUUUAGUUUACGCGACAAUAUCCGCAAAACUAACUGAACAUCCCGCCGUUCUUAGUGCAUUCCUCUUACCUGUGAUAGAGAAGGAGUUCGACGAAGUUGUCAGAUUUUUCGAAGAACCGCCAAUAGUAUCGAUACGAGAAAAUCGAUUGAAAAAAUUACCUGUCCUAGUAUCGGUGCAUUCGCACGAAGGUGCGUUAUUUGUGGAGAAGGACGAACUCGGAAAUGUGAUUUACGUGGACAAUUUCGAAUAUUUCAUUCCGUCGUUUCUGUCUACAAAAAUGAAUACGCCGAACGCAUCGACAUUUGCGAGUAAAUUGCGCCAAUAUUACAUGGAAGGUAGAAAUGCUGAUGACACGACUAAAAAUGAAUAUUUACAUCUCAUAAGCGAUCAUUACUUCCUUCGAGAUAUUAUGUUAAUGGUUGAGCUGUUCUCCAGUUCUCAAGAAAUAUAUCUGUGUAGAUUUGGUUACUUUGGUAAUAUGAAUAUUAGGACGAUGAGAAGUUUAGGCGUUAAAGGUGCGACGCACGGGGAUCUCAUACAGUAUAUAUUCUAUCGAGAAACUAAAGUGAAAUCGGCGUCGGAAAAGGAUUUGUUUAUUGCCCACAAUCUCGUGGACGCUUGGUGUAGUUUUGCGAAAACUGGAAAACCAACAUUCAAAAAUCUGAGUUUAGACUGGCAACCCUACGAUAUAGAUAAAAAAAUAUGUCUUAACAUCGAAGAUGAUAUAAAAGUCGAAACAUUCCCUAAGUUUGAUAGUGUGAAAUUUUGGUUCGAUUUAAUAAAAGGAAGAUCGAAACUGUGAUUGUUUAACGCUUACUUAUAGAGUAAAGAUCAUAGACAACUUUGACCUUGAAUUGAGAUGAUAUCAUUGGUCGAUAUCUAAAUUGUCUGUGGUAUUCAAUAUUCGUAAAGAAAAGGUGUUUAAAACGUCGACAAAAUUAUUGGAACUUUUGGAAGUGGAUAUGAGUAGUUUAUUCGAAUAGUGUUGUGUUAGAAAUAAAGGUAUA